This is a messenger RNA of Penicillium samsonianum, 465 nucleotides long. RefSeq lists its product as uncharacterized. Lineage: Eukaryota; Fungi; Ascomycota; Eurotiomycetes; Eurotiales; Aspergillaceae. Bases 1 to 465 code for a protein of 154 amino acids. The transcript has a single exon. The record is from RefSeq and is a predicted model, not a curated record.
AUGACAGCCAUCUGGUACCCAAUUUCUACGUUCAGUAUUCUUCUUCGAUCUCCAUUGAGGUCGGCUGCAUUUGCAAGAGUUGCUGCUGCACCUCAGGUUGGCUCUGUUGCUGCCGCUGGGAAUGAGACUGUUGUUGCAUCUGCUGUUGAAGCUGUUAUUGUAUUCCAGUAUCCCGUAAGAGCGAAUCGACUUGAGACUGACUUUGAGGCUGCUGUUAAAGCUGCUGAUGUAGUCCGGACUGUUGCGGUUGGGCGUGUUGCUGAAUUUGGUACUGAGGCUGUUGUUGCAUCUGCUGUUGAGGCUGUUGAAGCUGUUGUCGUAGUCCAGGGCCCAAUAAGAGCGACUCGGUUUGAUGUUGAGUUUGAUGUUGGGGUUGUUGUUGAAGCUGUUGUUGAAACUGCUGUUGUACCCCCUGCUGUUCUACUCCCAGCUGUUGCGGCAGAAUCUAAGGUUGCUGUAAUUUGA